Fonsecaea multimorphosa CBS 102226 is the source of this 1677-nucleotide messenger RNA. RefSeq lists its product as uncharacterized. The record is from RefSeq and is a predicted model, not a curated record. The transcript has a single exon. Lineage: Eukaryota; Fungi; Ascomycota; Eurotiomycetes; Chaetothyriales; Herpotrichiellaceae. Bases 1 to 1677 code for a protein of 558 amino acids. Gene Ontology annotation, molecular function: heme binding; oxidoreductase activity, acting on paired donors, with incorporation or reduction of molecular oxygen; iron ion binding.
AUGGGACUAAAUCUAUUGAAUGUCAGCUCUGGAAGCUUGCUGAUAGCUCUGGGAAGUCACUUUGCAUUCCGGCACAAGGAGCCCACAGUACCUCAAUUCUUGAGUUUUGUCACGGCACUCCAAGUGAUACUGUGCUUUCUGUGGCGAACGAGCUCGGAUUUGAAUGACUUAGGUCUGAUCAGUUUGGUGUCUACCUUCAACAUUUGCUAUUUUGCAGGGCUGGGCUCAAGUAUCGCUAUCUACAGGCUAUUUUUCCAUCCUCUGCGGAAGUAUCCAGGCCCUGUUCUCGGGAAACUGAGCAAGUUUCAUUUCUCGUAUAUCUGUGGGACCGGCAACAGCCACAGAUAUCUCGAGAGUUUGCAUCAAAAGUAUGGAGACAUUGUUCGAUACGGUCCAAAUGAGCUAUCAUUCAUCAACCCCGACGAUGUGACCUUUAUCCAUGGGGCUCAAUCAUUCAACCUUCGUCGCGGGCCAUGGUACGAUGGCAAUCCUGGAAGAGCAGGUCAUAACACUCUGGUUAUGGCGAGCACGCGUAAUGUGGAGAACCACAAAGUUCGGCGGAGGAUCUGGGAUAAAGCGUUCACCGCGAACGCUUUGAAGUCUUACGAAUCAAGGAUCAUUCUGUUGACCGAUCGAUUGAUCAAACAUUGUGAGGAUAACAGUGGAAGGAUCAUCGACAUCAGCGCUGACAUUGACCACUUUUCAUUCGAUAUAAUGGGUGAUCUUGGUUUUGGGGAGGAUUUCGGCAUGAUUGAGGGGACCAAUGAGGAGUCCCUGAAGUGGGCAGGUCUCCUGCACAGCUAUAUGCGCAUGCUCUCCAUCAUUCGGCCCGUGCCAUGGUUCAAGGAGCUCUACAAGUGGCUGCCUAUCGAUCGCGAGCGCAAAAGGAACGGCCUAGACUUUGUUCGAUUCACGGCAAAAAGGUUUGAAGCGCGUUACCAGAGGGGACAAGCAGCUGGAGGCGACAUUUUCGAGUACCUGCUACAGCCUGAUCCCAAGUCCGGACUUCAGUUGAACAAAUCCCAGGUUGCCGAGGAAGCCAUUGUCGUGGUUGUUGGGGGGAGUGACACGAGCAGCAUAUGUAUGACCUUUGCGUUGUACUAUCUGCUGGUGAACCCUGACAAAUACAAAAGGGCCCAAGAGGAGGUGGACUCACUCUGGGACGGAGUGAGUGAGGACCUCGAUGGACAGCAAUUGGUUCCUGCAAGGGCGCCUUACUUGAACGCAAUCAUCAAUGAGUCGUUGCGCCUCGCAGAGCCAGAUCCAAAUGGGAACCAGCGCUCGACGCCAAAGGGCGGCGCCAUGGUCAACGGAAUGUUCAUUCCCGAAUCCACACAGCUGAGCAUCCACAAGUGGACAAUGCAACGAAGUGAGAGAAACUUCACCAAUGCACUAGAGUUUCUGCCAGAGAGAUGGAUAGACGAGGAGCGAGAGGCGCAUGGUAUCCGCAAUCAUAACACCAAAGCCUAUAUUCCUUUUGGUGCUGGUGUAUACAGCUGCGUCGGCAAGCCUCUUGCACUCCUCGAAAUGCGUCUUUUUCUUACGCGGUUUAUGAGAAAGCUAGAGCUGGAGCCUGCGCGAAACUACGACCUCGAGCGCUAUCCCUGGGAGGUCACCUCGAGCUUGACCUUGAUGAAAGCUGCUUUGCCGGUGUUGGUCAGAAAGCGAGUGGCAUGA